Rotaria sp. Silwood2 is the source of this 417-nucleotide messenger RNA. The record is from the annotation of a GenBank genome assembly. NCBI's taxonomy places the organism in Eukaryota, Metazoa, Rotifera, Eurotatoria, Philodinida, Philodinidae.
AUGGAUCGUUCAUUACAUUUUCAUCGACUUGCUUCAACGUUUACUGAUUAUUAUCGUCUAUUUCUUCUUCAUUGUGGUUUACCUUAUUGGCAAUAUAAAUAUACUGAUUUUGGUAUUCCACCUUAUAUAUUACAUUGGUAUUAUGCAAUUGUACCUUAUUUAUUAAUUUCUCGUUCAAAUGAUGAUAUAUCAUCAUUGAAUUUAAUUCCAUUUAAUGCAGAAAAAAUAUUUCAACGAAAUACAAAUUCUUCAUCAAAAAAUCCGAAAGCAUUAAAUCAACAAAAUUCAACAGGACAAACUCAACAAGCAUAUCCUAUCGCUGGUAUUCGUAGUGCCACACAAAAUCAAAAACGUCCAAUUCAACAAACGAAAAGUAUUAAUCGAUCAUCAUCUGUUCCACGUUCAAUGAAUAAUUAA